CAUCGUGAUGACCACCUGCUCCACCUUCUUUGCCCUGGGCAUGAUGCCUCUCCUCUUAUACGUCUACUCCAGGGGGAUCUAUGAGGGGGACCUGAAGGACAAGGUGCCCUAUGGAGGCAUCGUGAUAUCCCUGAUCCUGGUUCUCAUUCCUUGCACCAUAGGGAUCAUCCUCAAAUCCAAACGGCCACAAUAUGUACCCUACGUCAUCAAGGGAGGGACAAUCACCGUCGCCUUGUCUUCUGUGGCCAUCACAGUCCUCUCCGCCAUCAAUGUGGGCAAAAGCAUCAUGUUUGUCAUGACACCGCACUUGCUGGCCACCUCCUCGCUGAUGCCUUUUAUCGGCUUCCUGCUGGGCUACAUUCUCUCCUUUCUCUUUCGCCUUAACGGACGGUGCAGACGCACUGUCAGCAUGGAGACUGGAUGCCAAAAUGUUCAACUCUGUUCCACCAUCCUCAACGUGACCUUUCCCCCUGAAGUCAUUGGACCACUUUUCUUCUUUCCUCUUCUCUAUAUGAUCUUCCAGCUUGUAGAAGGGCUCCUCAUCAUCGCCAUCUUUCGGUGCUAUGAGAAAAUCAAGCUCCAAAAGGGUGAAUAUUCAAUCAUCCCCCCUUUGAGUUAUGCUCCUACAUUGGACCUGAGCCUACCCACAAACAAGUAUGUAGCAGGAUAUUUUUGGAUGGGGCUUUAA
Molecule: messenger RNA, 688 nt
Organism: Galeopterus variegatus (Sunda flying lemur)
Lineage: Eukaryota; Metazoa; Chordata; Mammalia; Dermoptera; Cynocephalidae
Gene: SLC10A1
Product: solute carrier family 10 (sodium/bile acid cotransporter), member 1
Exons: 3
Biological process (GO): bile acid and bile salt transport
Cellular component (GO): membrane
Molecular function (GO): bile acid:sodium symporter activity
Source: RefSeq, a predicted model, not a curated record